AUGACAAGUCCCCACCUCAAGACACUCAAAACCAACGUCCCGAGCGAGUACGCCACUUCCGCCAGGGUGCGGCAGUGGCUGCUCGAGCACCUCCAGAACCGCAACGUCCAACUAAAAGACGGCCCCAAAGCCUUCGUCUGUCAGUGGAAUGGCGCCGAGCUUCACUCGCUGCACCCGAACCACAUCUUCGGCUCCUUCAUCUCCCAGGGUGUUGCCUCAGAAACGGCUCACCAUGUCGUUGGCGACGUGAUGGAGUGUCUCCAGGACUAUCGGAAUAGACGCGCGGCCUGCGUGGCGGCCGGCCAAGUAUGGUUUCCCGAUCCGGAGCCGGAGUCGCAGCCAAGUCCGAAACAGAGUCCCAGCCAGGAGCAGCGCCAGCGUCUACUCCGCGAAGAUUGCGAAGUACUUUUGGAGCAGCCCGAGUCUUCUCAAAGCUGGUAUUCCUCAUUAACCAGUGCCAAGGGGGGUUUCCUCGCUGCCGGGCUCUCCCUUGCUGUUGGACUCGGUGUCAUGACGUGGUGGUUGGUCAGCCCCCCGGCUCGGAAAGAGGUAGACAAAUAG
Molecule: messenger RNA, 561 nt
Organism: Colletotrichum higginsianum IMI 349063
Lineage: Eukaryota; Fungi; Ascomycota; Sordariomycetes; Glomerellales; Glomerellaceae
Exons: 2
Coding region: 1-561 (186 amino acids)
Source: RefSeq, a predicted model, not a curated record